Oxyura jamaicensis (ruddy duck) is the source of this 6680-nucleotide messenger RNA. Its product is annotated as actin, alpha skeletal muscle B-like. Bases 4718 to 5851 code for a protein of 377 amino acids. The transcript has 8 exons. NCBI's taxonomy places the organism in Eukaryota, Metazoa, Chordata, Aves, Anseriformes, Anatidae. The record is from RefSeq and is a predicted model, not a curated record.
AUACUCCUUUAUUUUUGUUUAAAGAUGCAGUUUCUGUAAUUUUUUUUUUAUUUUUAAGUCACUUCUUGUAUUCUUGGUGGGUUUAGUUACCGUGUUAUUGCAGCAAAAUGUUAUUCAGCUGCUCAACACAUGAACUUCAGGCUUAUAAAUCUACAACCUGAUGUAUUUUAUAUAUUUCAUAAUACAAAUGAAGAGAGGUUACGUUUUCAACCUAGAGGCUAUAAGAAGCAGAGGAUUUGCAUUCAGUUUCUGUAGAUGCCUAAUGGAGCAAUAUGGCUUGUAUAUUUAUACAUCUGUAUUUUGUUAUAAUCUCUGCACAACUAUUUCUCCAAUUCCCAAAACAGUUUGUUUAUGAAGACUGUGGUCACUUGAAGCUAGAAUAUUAUUUUUUCUCUUGGUAUUGUUCGCUGUUUGUUCUGUGUUUUUGUUCAUGUCUGUAUAAAAUGGAGAUGCAUUCCAAACAAGCUGAGUCUAAAGAAGCAGACAUUAAGUCAUAAAAAGGAUUGAUUUCCUAUUUGAUAGACUGAAAUCCUAAAAGUUUUGUGGGAAAAGAAAAAUUUAGUGAGUAUGAAAAUGGAAAGAUUUUGUCAAUUUUACUGAUAAAAUAAAAUACAGAUACAAGAUUGACUUAGAUGUUAAUGAGGUGAAAUAUCUGCUUACAGUGCAAAGAUUCUUGUAUGUGAGGUCUCUUGCGCAGUCAUGUUACAAGUGAGAAAGAAGGGUUGGUUGGCACUAGAUGUUUGCAGAGUUAACAUUUACCAAAUUUUAUCUAACGUUCUGCAUCAUUUGUUUUCAUCAUGUGGAAUGGGAAUGGGUCUUAAUUACAAUUCUAGGUAAAGCCUGGAAACAUCUUUUGAUGAUCGUUUAAUAUUUCUUAGUCUGUUAGUGGUCUGUAUUCCUAUAUAAGUCAAAUAUAUUCCUAUGUAAUUGGUGUUUUUUUUGUGGAAUAGUUACUGGUCAUCUCUUUUGAAUGACUUAUUGCUGAUUCAGUCCCUGUUUUCAGCCAUAGUGUCACCCAAGUACUGAGAUAAGUCAGCUAUUUCCAGGCUUUGCACCACACAAACAAACAGCAAGUACAGUUGAAACAUGAGUACUGUACGUGGUAAGACUUCUCCUUUUCCAGCUUGAAGAUGGCUGCUAACAGGGUGAUAAUGAACUAUUCUUAGCUAUUUGUGUUAUAAUGAAGUAGAAUCCUUUCCAAUGACAACAAAGAACCACAAAUGCUUCCAGUCUUGCUCAUCUUAUUUUUGUCUUCAAGGGAGACUGAAAAAUUCAGAAAACAAUGACAAAAAAGCCCUAUGUCAUGAGGCACUGCAAGUUAGCAUGUGGGAAAGGAUCCAGAGAUAGUGGAAAUUCUGCCCUAAUUUAUCCAGACCUUUUUGCUGUCCCUGUGAUAAGCACAAACUGAAAAAAAAAGUUUCCAAAAAUGGCUUGACACAUGUAGAUAUUCUGUGAACACCAUUCCUGAAGCUGAUAUAAAUGUAAUGGAAGGUGAGAUCACUUCAUUUACAAAGACGCUUUUACAAAUCAUCACCAUUUCCUGGGUAAGUACUGCCCUGAGAGCUUUUGUUGUUACAGUUCAUGAUUUUAAUGCUUCACUUUACUUGGUCUGACAUCUUUUGGGGAUAUGUACACUUUCAUCUUUCCAAACUGUGGACUUGGAUACAGCUUGCUUCAGCCAUUGAAGGAAUUCCAGAGGGGCUCCUAGUGUAAGGUAAUUCAGAUUUUACUGUACGAUUGCAGGGAAAUGUAGAUGUCUCUCAUCACUGGAAAGAUUAGUGGUGUACGGUGUACUUUUUAGUCUAUCUGGAGGCUAGAAAAAACACUAAGCACAAGCUAAACAGCGAGCUAUGAGCAGCAAUGACAAAAACUGUGAUGAAGCACAAGGUGAAUGUGUUCUGUCACAUUUUUUUUCACAGUAUUUUGUAUUGGAAGACUACACACAUUGUAUUUUGCAAAAUGGGUGCUGUCUUGAGAAUUAAUUAUUUCUGUAUUAAUUUUGGUUCUACCUACACUUGCCCGGACUUGUUGGGGAGCAAGGAGGGAUGGGCAAGUGUUGUGGGGCAGGCUUGAAGGCUUGAGGUUUUGAUUGAAUAGAUACUUCAGGUAUCUGUCUUCAGCAUAGGCAAUAAGGAGUUUUAUUUGGUGAGCAUUAAAUAUGCAUACAAAAUGCAGAAUGAGCUAAACAAUUUAAAAGUCUUAAUAGUUUUAUCUGGAUAUUAUGCACAAACCAGUAGAAACCAAGGGGAAGUUUUCUGUUAAUUUUAUUCAAUUUUGGACUAGGAAUUAGAAGAAACUGAAGUUAAAAAUCAAGCAAAUUUAGGAAAGUCUUUGUGUUUUGGAACUUCAUCUAAUGAAAAGAUUUCCAAAUGACUGCUUUGUGGAAGUGAUUAUUAAACCUAUAAAUUGAGCAGCUGCAAAGCAGUAAUAACAGUGAAGGUUUUUGUAUUUCAGUAGUGCUCUUUAUCAUUUACCUUAUGACCAAGUAAUAAUAAGCAAAGUAAUGUUGCUAUUUUUUAAAGCAGGAAAUGAACAGAUUCAGCUGUUGAUUUUAUUAAUAAGUUUCAGUGGCUUCUCUGGUAUCAAAUCGAUACUGAGUAAAGGGUGUAAACUGCACUACUGCUAGCAACCCAAAGUGUAGCUUGUAAGGAUGAGCUGGGGUUUACCCGUGAAUUUUGUUUGCCUGAGUAUGGCUGUACUGACCUUAGUUUUACAUACACGGUUACAUAGAAAAUGCUGUUUUCAUGAAUGAAUGGGAUUAUUAUUUCUCACCAUAGAGGACUAAACAUCUUUGUCAUAUCCAGUCUUUAGAACCAUGGAACAAUGCUGAACUCUCAGAGCUGCUAAGAAUUUCUCUACUUUUAAUAUCUCUACUUUGAAAUUGUAGUAUCUCAUCUGAUCCAAUUCCUGCAUUCAAGAACAAAAUUUCCUUCACUUCAGGCUCACGCUGAUGCAAUCAGAGUCUGGAUACUGUUCUGUAAAGCUGAAUAAAGCUGGUAAAUGGUUAGUUUGCAUUCUAAAAGCCUUUUCCUUAGGGUUUUGGAAGAAAGCAGGUUCAUGGCACCAGGAAUGAAUGUUCAGAAAUACCAGCUACUGGAACUGAUGUUCCUAAAUCAAAUCUGUUAGCAAAUUUAUGUAAUAAAAAUACUUUAUUUAUUUUUAUUUUUAUUGUAAGAGCAGGAAUCUUCUACUCAUAGGAAGAUCAACAACAAUUAAAGUGAUUAUUGUUAUUUUAAAAUAAUGUCAUAUUUUUUGAAUUAUGCUUCUAUUUCAUCUAAUGGUGUUUUGACCAAUUAUAUGUCACGGCCUUGCUCCAUAAAACCCAUGGGAAAGGAUUGAACACCAGGAACUUCCUGCAGCUCAAACUUCCUUUGAUGCAGAAGGGGCGCAGCAUACUGUCACUGCAUAGUCAUUAUUGUGACAAAAGCUUGAUUUUGAAUGUCCAGGGACUUCAGUAUUAUUGCAGGGAUCCUCUGAAGAGCAUGAGACUAUUUUAAACCCCACAAAUGGGGCAGCACGACUUGGUUCCAGGGAAAAACCUGAAUUUUACUGGUUCCCCUGCCACUGCUAAUGGCCUGCCCCUGUGCGUGGCAUUUGCUUAGGUGGAACUGACAUGCCAUCAGAAGUCACAUACUUGUUUACAUUGUUAGGGAGAGGACUUUGCUGGGUAAGUUUUGUUUUUCUGUUCAUUCCUUUCUCAUUCCUAACGUACCUCUUCCUUACUGAGUGAAGUAGCUGGAGAAGGAAAAAUAAAGUACUUCUCUCUUCUUGACUGCCUAAAGAGGCAAUCCUACAGCCCUAAAAAUAAACAAGGAAUCUGAAACAGAAGUCUUGGUGAAAUUCAGGCCCUCCCUCAGUGGGAGUUUUGCCAUGGAUUUCAAUGAGUUCAGGACUUCACCUGAUAUGUUGGCCAACCCUAAAGUUUCAUUGGUUUGGGUCAGUUGUGCCAGCCACGUCUUGUUCUAUUUCCCAGAAUAGCCGCUUUGAUAAGGUAUUUACCAUUUACAAAUAUGGAAUGGAUCCUUUAGUGAGCACUUAACAUUACAGAGUAGCUGUCAUUUAAAAACACGGCAAACACUUUCAUGAAACUUUUUGUCGGGGUUAUUUUUAGUUGCUUGUUUCAGAUUGGUGAUGACCCUCUAAGAAAAAGGCAAAUUCAAAAAUGCCACUUGGGCACAAAUGUAGCAUUGAAGGAAUGAAUGUUCAGGAACUUGUUUACUGUUUAAGUACUGACAUUGUAACUGGUAGGCACAUGUGAUUAAUUUGCUUUUAACAAAUGGAAUUUCUAGAAGGUAAUUUGGCCCCAGAAGAUGGAGUUACACCUGCUGAAGUCCAUGUAAGAGCUGAAUGUGCAUCCUUUCACUGAACUUACCCCAUUAUCACCAAGUCAAAGAAUAGAAUAUCACGGGACUCUGAGGGUACAUCAGAGGAGAUUUCUCUUUUGGAAAUCAAGACUGAAUGUCAUCAUUCAUUUGGUUCAGUAAAUCUAUUCAAGUUGAAACUUAUGUGGAUACUUAACAUGCUUUCUAAGAUUGAGGCUGUAGCAUUGACUUUACUGCUAAGGUUCAUUCUUUUUUCCUUUUUUUUUUUUUUUUUUUUUUUAACAGCAAUUUGCUGUCUAAAAGUUGGAGAGUUGCUUCUGUCCUAUUCCAUUCCAUCUUCUUCUUCCCCCCACCUCUCUCAAAUUACUGUUUUGCAGCCACAGCUGUGAGGCACCAUGUGUGAUGAUGAUGAAACCACUGCCCUUGUCUGUGACAAUGGUUCUGGGCUUUGCAAAGCUGGGUUUGCAGGAGACGAUGCCCCAAGAGCUGUAUUUCCAUCCAUCGUUGGACGUCCUCGGCAUCAGGGCGUUAUGGUUGGAAUGGGUCAAAAGGACAGCUAUGUAGGGGAUGAAGCACAAAGUAAAAGAGGGAUCCUGACACUGAAGUAUCCCAUUGAGCAUGGAAUCAUCACUAACUGGGAUGACAUGGAAAAGAUUUGGCAUCAUUCUUUCUAUAAUGAGCUCCGCGUUGCACCAGAAGAACACCCUGUGCUGCUCACUGAAGCCCCCUUGAAUCCGAAGGCAAACCGUGAAAAAAUGACUCAGAUUAUGUUUGAGACUUUCAAUGUGCCAGCCAUGUACGUAGCAAUUCAGGCAGUGCUGUCUCUGUAUGCAUCUGGACGAACUACUGGGAUAGUUUUGGAUUCUGGGGAUGGUGUCACACACAAUGUGCCUAUCUAUGAGGGCUAUGCCUUGCCUCAUGCCAUUAUGAGACUGGAUCUUGCAGGCAGAGACCUGACUGACUAUCUCAUGAAGAUCCUUACAGAGAGAGGCUACUCUUUUGUCACCACUGCGGAACGGGAGAUUGUGAGAGAUGUAAAGGAGAAGCUUUGUUAUGUGGCUCUGGAUUUUGAAAAUGAAAUGGCAACUGCUGCUUCCUCCUCCUCUCUUGAAAAGAGCUAUGAACUUCCUGAUGGGCAAGUUAUCACCAUUGGAAAUGAACGAUUUCGAUGCCCAGAAACUCUCUUCCAGCCAUCCUUCAUAGGCAUGGAGUCUGCAGGUAUCCAUGAAACUACAUACAACAGUAUUAUGAAAUGUGAUAUUGACAUCCGUAAGGAUCUGUAUGCCAACAAUGUACUCUCUGGAGGAACCACAAUGUAUCCUGGUAUUGGUGAUCGUAUGCAGAAAGAGAUCACAGCUUUGGCUCCUAGUACCAUGAAGAUUAAGAUGAUUGCACCACCAGAACGUAAAUACUCUGUCUGGAUUGGGGGUUCAAUAUUGGCAUCGCUGUCCACUUUUCAGCAAAUGUGGAUCAGUAAAGAUGAAUAUGAGGAAGCUGGCCCCUCAAUUGUCCAUCGCAAGUGCUUUUGAAUACUUCCAUCCUGUCACUGAUAAGUAGUGCUGUUUCUCACAUUACCUGCUUUCAUUUACUCUGAGAGAAUUACAUGGUUUGGCUUUCUUCUACCUGUAAUAAAGCACAUUAUAGGGGUGUCAUAUGAAUUAGUAUUCUAAUUUUUUAAUGCUAAAAUGAGGUUAAUGUUUCAGUGAUAGGUGUUCUUCAAGAUAAAUAACAAUUAUAGUCACAGUUUUGUAGGCUUCCUCCCCUUCCUAAUUUGUAAGCACUGAACUGCCAUCCAUUCAGGAGGCAUCACGUUACAUCUUUAUGUUAAUCGCUGCUAAUUGGUGGUGAGUCUGAAGUACCCACAUAGAAAGCAAUCCUUUCAAACUCAGACAAACUGCAAGGUUCAGGUACCACAUAUGGCUUAUUUUAUGCAGCUAAGUAGUAGAUAGGACUUUUCUAAGGUGGGGGGCUAUUUUACUGAAGAUUGAGUGGAUUUAUGUGGGUGCUAGUGUGCACAUUCUCUUUCAGUGGGUCUCGUGGGUCUUUCCUUUGUAUGCUGAAAUUGUUUGGCAGGAGUCUUUUGUCUCCCUGUGACCACCACUCCCCAACAGUAAUGGGUUUCAACAAGCUACAGUGACUUUUGCACUUACAUAUGACAGAUUAAUUUACUUUGCAUGUUAUUUUCUUCAUCUCUUCCUAAGCAGUGAAAUGAUAUUUCUUUUUACUUUUGCUGUGCUAUGCUAAGCUAAUGAUUACUGAGUAAAUAAUAACCUUUUAAAUAUGUUAUUAAAAACUUCUGGGAUUAAUAAUCAAUAAAAGUGUAAUUACCCAUGUAAGACUGAUGUGGCUUACAUUACU